This is a messenger RNA of Mercurialis annua (annual mercury), 1612 nucleotides long. Its product is annotated as F-box/kelch-repeat protein OR23. NCBI's taxonomy places the organism in Eukaryota, Viridiplantae, Streptophyta, Magnoliopsida, Malpighiales, Euphorbiaceae. The record is from RefSeq and is a predicted model, not a curated record. The transcript has 2 exons. The coding region runs from base 77 to 1348 and encodes 423 amino acids. Gene Ontology annotation, molecular function: protein binding.
AACAAGAAAUAAACAGAACAAAACAAAAUGAACGCUACUACAGCAGCAGCAGAAGGUUGAAGAAGAAGAAGAAAAAAUGGUUAGGUUUCCGUCAUCGUCGUCAUCAUCGUCGUCGUCACCGUUGACGGCGAUCGACGAGUCGUCAACUCUAAUACAAGGCUUACCGAACGACGUCGCAGCAAAGAUACUAUCAAUGGUACCAUACUCACACCAAUCAAGAAUCAAACAAAUUUCAAAAUCAUGGUACGCAUUUCUCUCAUCCAAAACCCUAAUUUCAACGAAUCUCAAUCACCUCCUGGUUAUAUUCCCAGAAGACCCUUCAAUUUCGUCACCUUACCUAUUCGACCCCGAUAAUCUCGCCUGGAAGCCACUACCUCCGAUGCCCUGUAACCCCCACGUGUACGGUCUCUGUAAUUUCACAUCCAUUUCUCUUGGUCCCACACUCUACGUGCUCGGUGGGUCCCUCUUUGACACGCGAUCCUACCCUAUGGACCGCCCCACGCCGUCGUCGGCUGUGUUCCGGUACGAUUUCGUGAGUUCUAAGUGGGACCAGCUAUCCCCAAUGCUGUCGCCGCGGGGUUCGUUUGCGUGUGCUGCAAACGCUAAUACUCGGGAGAUAAUUGUUGCGGGAGGUGGGUCCAGGCAUACUAUGUAUGGUGCAGCCGGGAGUAGGAUGAGCUCUGUGGAGAAGUAUGAUGUGGCGAGAGAUGAAUGGGUUGCGAUGACUCGGUUGCCGCGGUACAGGGCGGGUUGUGUCGGGUUUCUGGUGGGGAAUGGGGAGGGUGGGGAGGGUGAGGAGGAGGAGUUUUGGGUGAUGGGCGGGUACGGCGAGUCGAGGACCAUUGCUGGGGUGUGUCCUGUUGAUGAGUAUUAUAAAGAUGCUGUUGUUAUGAAUGUUAAGAAGAAUGGGGGAAUUGGGAGUAAGUGGAGGGAAGUUGGGGAUAUGUGGAGAGAUGGGGAGAGACAUAGGCUUGGUAAGAUUGUUGUAGUUCAGGAUUUUGAUUUCCGUAGGCGAAGGCCUGGUGUUUUUAUGCUUGAUCAUAAUGAGAUAUUCAGAUAUGACAUGGCUUUUAACUCUUGGAAAAAAGAGUCAAGUGUGCCGAGAAAAGCUUCUUGCAAUUCCUCAUGUGGUUUUAUCGCGUUGGACAGAGAGCUUCAUGUAAUGACUCUUCUGAGAGGAUGUGAAUCGACUGAUACUCGAAGGUCAAGACAACAAAAGAGGGCAAGAACACUUUUUAUUCAAAUCUACCAUACUAGGAAGAAAACGUGGAGAUCACUCAUUACAAAGGCGCCCUUCCUCUGUUCUUUGGAUUUCAGUACGGCAGUCAUGUGUACCAUUCGACUAUAGGCAUCUCUAUAUAAAAAAGGCACCAUUAGCUUAGUAGUCAUUUAAAUUCGUGUUCUGUAUUAUGUAUUUUAUCAUAUUCUUUGCUUUAAUAGCAGAUACUCAUAGUGUAGGUCAGUGUACAGAUUAGUAAGUGUAUAGUGCUAUCAAUUGAUGUACACAUCGGUUUGUUUUAAAUAUCAUGCAAUUGCAAUAGGUUGUACCUUGUCACCUAAAUACAUUUGUGACUAUAUUAGUAUAUGCAGUAAAGCCAUAGAUUGUGCAGCA